Fusarium oxysporum Fo47 is the source of this 763-nucleotide messenger RNA. RefSeq lists its product as uncharacterized. The record is from RefSeq and is a predicted model, not a curated record. Lineage: Eukaryota; Fungi; Ascomycota; Sordariomycetes; Hypocreales; Nectriaceae. The coding region runs from base 334 to 705 and encodes 123 amino acids. The transcript is spliced from 2 exons.
UUUUUUUUUUAAGUUUAUAAGUCAGCCUCGAAAGGUAUAUCUAAGCAUCUCCAAAGUCUAAUAUAAUUUAAAUAUUUAUUACCCCUCAGCAAGCAAAGCUUUAUUAAGUUAAUAUUAUUAUAGUUAGCUGCCUUAAUUGCAGCCUGAACCUAGCUGCAUAUAACCCAGCUGGAGAGCCUUGCUCUUCAGCUGGCCCCAAUCUUCUUCCUGCAACCCACUUCAAAGGCCACUCUUUCGCCGACCCCUGCAGCACGCUUAAAUCAUCCACUGCGCAGUAAGUGAUCCGAUCCGACUUCUGAUUGCAACCGCUAACAGUAUCACAGCUGCACCGUAAUGAUGCUCAGAAGAAGCCUGCAGAUACCUGAUCCCGAUGAGCCUUAUCUAACAAAAGGCCACGAUGUGAUCGAUAUGAUCGACCAAGCUAUCAAGGAAGAUGAUUACGGCGAGCUUCGUGAUAUGGCGAUGGAAAUCGGAAUAGACUGGGGAAAAGAGGAUAAUGCCGGCCGCAUUAGAUUAGCAAUCUUUGGUUGCGAGAUCCUCCUGCUAUUAUGGCCUUGCUAUCAGCUAAUUAACAAAGGCUUCCUUAAUCGCGAGAUAGAGCUGCUUUGUAAGCUAGAAGGGAAGUUACUCAGAGAGGUAAAUCUAAGCCGGAGGGAAAGGGAAUUCAUUAAGGCCCUUCGCCUGGGCGGCUUGCACGAUAAGUAGCUUAAGGCCAUCCAGUGGCAGGCCAAGAAGGUACUAGAGAAGACUGAACCUUAAUAAC